Messenger RNA from Pocillopora verrucosa, 1221 nucleotides. RefSeq names its product lysocardiolipin acyltransferase 1-like. Gene Ontology annotation, biological process: phosphatidylinositol acyl-chain remodeling. NCBI's taxonomy places the organism in Eukaryota, Metazoa, Cnidaria, Anthozoa, Scleractinia, Pocilloporidae. Gene Ontology annotation, cellular component: endoplasmic reticulum; endomembrane system. Gene Ontology annotation, molecular function: acyltransferase activity. The record is from RefSeq and is a predicted model, not a curated record.
UAAUCAGUCAAAAUUUAUGCGUUGUGCUCGAUUCGGCAUUGAUGUCAAAUCGGAGCAAAGGACAAACUUGUCAUACCUGAAAUAGAAGUGAACGCUACUGAAAUGGUAGCGAUUCGAUCAAUCAAGGGCUUCCUGUUUGUUCUAAUACUUGCUGUUACUUCUACGAUCUUAACACCGCUUUUUUUGGGUCCUACACUGAUACUAUUGUGGCUCAAACCAAGAUGGUUUCGUUUCAUCAACGACAGUUUAGUCACCGUUUGGCUCGGUUUGCCUGUGGUAAUGCUGGAGUAUAUGUUAGACGUGAAAAUUAUUUUGACUGGUGAAAAACCAGCGAGGUACGAGAAUUCCAUAAUCAUCAUGAACCACAGAUGCCGUUUGGAUUGGAUGUUCUUUUGGUGCGUGAUGGCGCGAUCUGGCGAGUUAGCGCUGAGAAAUGAGAAGAUCAUGAUGAAAAGAGAAUUGAAAUAUAUUCCUGGCCCAGGGUGGGCCAUGCAGAAUGCGCUCUAUAUUUUCUUGUAUCGACGUUGGGAGAAGGACGAGAGCUACCUGAAUUCGUUACUCAGAUAUUUUGUGAGUUCACCAGAUAAAUUACAUCUUCUUAUGUUUCCCGAGGGUACUAACUUCGAAGAGAUAACAAAAACCUGGAGUGAUAAUUAUGCCAAGAAGAAUGACCUUCCACUUUACGACUAUGUUUUGCAUCCUCGCGUGCGUGGAUUCACUCACUGCGUAGAAAAACUUCGACAAGGGAAUAAAAUAGAUGCUAUUUACGAUGUGACAGUGGGUUAUUCUGAAAAUUAUUGCUUCGAGGAACUAGAUAUAAUAAAAGGAAAGAUACCAGAUGAAAUUCACUUUCACAUUCAGAGAUUUUCCAUCGAUGAACUGCCGGUUGAUUCGCAAGGUCUCGAGCAUUGGUGCAGCAAACGAUGGAGUGAAAAAGAAGAAAGACUAUCAAAAUUUUACAGCCAAGAUGAAAAACAUUUUACUCCCGUUGUUGAGUCGGUAAUUGUAGAUAACAACGAGGAGGAAGCAGUGAGAGUUUUCUACAAGUUUGAGUUAGUUUUUUGGGUGCUUUCAAGUAGUUGCGUUUGUCUUCUUCUGGCCGCGUCGUCAGUGUUGAGAUGGUGCUUACCUUUUUUUGGAAUUGUGUUUUUUGUUCUAACUCUAUGUGGUGGAACAGACAAAAUAUUUCUCUCUCAAAAUAUUUCUCUAGAUGCUUCUUAA